AUGGAGGAGCAACCUGAUGUUGAUAGAUCGGGUUUUGAAAAAACCAAAUCUAGAAACACCAGUUUGGGGGCUGCGGAGGCUGAUGGAUGGCAGGAUAUUGAUAUUGAUUCUCACUACAAAAAUUAUAGUACAUCUACGAGAAAGUCUCUUGAAGCUUGGUCUGGUUCACAACUUGAUUUGGGUCUGGUGGAGGCGACAAUUGAAUAUAUAUGUCGCCAUGAAGGUGAUGGAGCUAUUCUUGUAUUCCUUACAGGUUGGGAUGACAUUUCUAAGCUACUUGACAAAGUUAAAGGAAACAACUUCCUUGGCAAUCCCAGCAAGUUUCUGGUCCUUCCCCUACAUGGUUCAAUGCCCACCAUCAAUCAACGUGAGAUAUUUGAUCGUCCUCCCCCUAACAAGAGGAAAAUUGUGCUGGCAACAAAUAUUGCAGAGAGUAGUAUCACUAUAGAUGAUGUUGUGUAUGUCAUAGACAGUGGAAAGGCAAAGGAAACUAGUUAUGAUGCCCUGAACAAACUGGCUUGUCUAUUACCAUCGUGGAUUUCUAAGGCUUCCGCACAUCAGAGACGAGGUCGUGCUGGCCGUGUGCAACCUGGAAUUUGUUAUAGACUAUAUCCAAAAAUGAUCCACGAUGCAAUGCUUCAGUAUCAGUUACCUGAGAUUCUCAGAACACCUUUGCAAGAGCUAUGCCUGAAUAUCAAAAGUUUGCAGCUUGGAACUAUUGGAUCAUUUUUGGCCAAAGCACUUCAACCCCCAGAUUCUCUUGCCGUUCAAAAUGCAAUUGAACUUCUUAAAACAAUUGGAGCUUUAGAUGAUAUGGAGGAGCUUACUCCCCUUGGUCGCCAUCUUUGCACUCUACCAUUGGACCCAAAUAUUGGGAAGAUGCUUCUUAUGGGGUCUAUCUUUCAAUGCCUCAAUCCUGCCUUAACAAUUGCCACAGCCCUUGCACAUCGUGACCCUUUUGUCCUACCAAUAAGUAGGAAAGAGGAAGCUGAUGCAGCAAAAAGAUCCUUUGCUGGUGAUUCUUGCAGUGACCACAUAGCACUUCUCAAAGCCUUUGAAGGAUGGAAGGAUGCAAAACGAAAUGGAAGGGAAAGAGCAUUCUGUUGGGAUAGCUUUUUGUCCCCAGUAACCUUGCAGUUGAUGGACGAUAUGAGAAUGCAAUUUCUAGAUCUAUUAUCAGACAUUGGCUUUGUAGACAAAUCAAGGGGUGCUAAUGCGUACAACCAAUACAGCCAUGAUUUGGAGAUGGUCUGUGCAAUCCUUUGUGCUGGACUCUACCCAAAUGUUGUGCAGUGCAAAAGAAGUGGAAAGCGAACACAAUUCUACACUAAAGAGGUUGGGAAAGUUGACAUCCAUCCUGCUUCUGUCAAUGCAGGGGUUCAUCUCUUCCCUCUGCCGUACAUGGUUUACAGUGAAAAGGUGAAAACAACUGGCAUCUACGUCCGAGACUCUACAAAUAUAUCAGACUACGCUCUACUUCUAUUUGGUGGUAAUCUCAUCCCUAGCAAAUCCGGGGAGGGCAUUGAGAUGCUUGGUGGUUACCUUCAUUUCUCUGCAUCAAAGAGCGUUUUAGAGCUAAUACGGAAAUUGCGUGGGGAACUUGAUAGGCUUCUAAAUAGGAAGAUUGAGGAACCGGGGUUGGACAUUUCUGUGGAGGGAAAAGGAGUGGUUGCUGCUGUGGUUGAGUUAUUGCACAAUCAUGAUGCACGUUACUAAUGUCUCUACUUUUUUCCAAAUUAACACAGUUAAGCAGCAGUCCUGCUGCCAUUCCUUUCUUCUUCUUUUUCCUUCCUAGUAAGCAACAUGAGAACCAUUGAAUUCUGCCACUAACAUUUUUGGGCAUUAGGAUGCAUGUAAUUUAGUUGGGUGGCUAUAAUAUUAAUUUUAUGAUUUUUUAUGUAGGAAAAAAUAACAUGGAGGAUGUUUUAGCGAUCUCAGUUUGUAUUUAGCUAUAACAUCUAUAAGGGUUGAAAUU
Messenger RNA from Corylus avellana, 1975 nucleotides. NCBI's taxonomy places the organism in Eukaryota, Viridiplantae, Streptophyta, Magnoliopsida, Fagales, Betulaceae. The record is from RefSeq and is a predicted model, not a curated record.